Messenger RNA from Truncatella angustata, 3627 nucleotides. Its product is annotated as folliculin-interacting protein N-terminus-domain-containing protein. Gene Ontology annotation, molecular function: ATPase inhibitor activity; protein-folding chaperone binding. The coding region runs from base 1 to 3627 and encodes 1208 amino acids. The record is from RefSeq and is a predicted model, not a curated record. Gene Ontology annotation, cellular component: cytoplasm. The transcript is spliced from 3 exons. Lineage: Eukaryota; Fungi; Ascomycota; Sordariomycetes; Amphisphaeriales; Sporocadaceae.
AUGUUGGGCAAGUUAUUCAGCCUUACCUCGGGGUCGGCCGCCGCUUCACCCUCUUCUCAGAAUAGUCAAGCAUCGACCAACGAGUCACCGGAGUCUGUCCAGGAAGAUAUCCACACCCGUAAUCUCUUGUUUCCAGAUACACAGACGCUUUACAGCCGUCAAGAUCAAGUGUUUCCACUUUCGACAUCUACGGCCUUGACGCCUGGCUCGCCGAGCAACUUUGAUUAUGAUGGGGAGGUAGAUCUUGAUGUUCGAGAUGUCCGGGUUAUUGUUAUGCAGGAUAGUCUGGGGACUACGAAUCCCUGUCUACUAUAUGACAGCCAUCCAGCACCACCUGUACCCCCGACGGAACCCCGCCAGUCACCAGGAGCUUCUCAUACCCAGUCAUUUGUGAAAGACCUUCGCCGAAACCCGGCGUCCUCCAGGAAAACAAGCUUGAGCUACUCGCGACCCAUGGUCAUCCAGCCAGACAGUCCGCAGCCACGCCAAGGAGCAUUUGACAGGCGGCCAUCGGUUCAGGCAAGGACCUUCACAUCGGCUGAAAAUGAGGCCCAACGUGCCGCCAGGGAAUACAGAGAGGAACUUUCGAGCUUUACCAGCUGUAUUUUCGCCAACACCGAGGUCAUGUCGUACAAGGGGACCUCUACGAAGGUCCACAUAGUGCCCAGUGACUCUCGGCCUGACGUUUCAAGCUCCUUUGCUGGUGAUGGCAAGGGGUCCAUCGGCAGAUCUAGCCUCCGAUCCAGCAGGCUUUCACAGUCCUUCACAGCUGAAUCUGCCUCUGCAGCCUUCUCAGCCGUAGUCGGAUCAAGCAGAUCAAAGGACCGGAAAAAGAUCCUCGUCACACGCUUAUUUCCAGUGAAUCUACCGAACGAUGACCCAGAGACACCAGGUACCGGUGUCACUCCGCAUAGUCGCCUUUCUGAAGAUGGCAGUGGAUUUCCUUUCCCGUGCUCCCCGGAUGAAUGCGGAGCCAAGAAAAAGAAAUCGCAACCGAAACAGAAACGAACACCUAUCCCAACCCAGCAGCCCCCAUCGGCAACAAAAAAUGCUUUUAAAGGUCCUAACUCUUACAAUGAACAGGACUCUUUCCCGUCUUCCUUUAACUCUGCCCGCCGGUCCGGAUGGACCAUGGUCAGUACUGGAUAUGGUUCUGACUCUAUAGACUCAGCUUACAGUAACGAGGUUGAAGAUAAAAUGGACGCAAUCACUCAGCAUUGGGAUAUCAUCAUGAGGACUCUAACACAUCUGCAAUCAGUCGUGGCAACGACGCUUUUUCCGAUGCUCAAACAGGCCGAUCAUAUGGCUCCUGACCCUCAUCAACCAUCUAUAGCUGCUCAAGUAGCCAGAAGUUCCUCAAUCAAUAGUCGAAGAGGAUCGAAUGCGUCCCAGAUCCAGAUGAAACCACCCAAAACGAACGCAAAGCUCAUUAGCCUUCCCCCAAACUGUCUGAUGAAUGAACAACAGAUCGCCCGCGAAAUCGACGCAGCCCGAGUACGAAUUGUCACCGGCCUCCGAGCAACGAGAGUAGUAACAGGCCAGGGACGGUGGGGCCCAUGGCGAGAGGAAGCACGAUGGGUUGCCAAAUACGCUGGCGGCAAGGAACAAGGGUUCUUCUUCUACAAGCUUCUGACAGGAUUUCUUGCGACGCACAUCGAUUGGCUGCAGGCGCUGAGUCCGGUCUGGUAUCGCAGACGCCACUACCAGCAACAGAAAGCAAAAAACGACGAAGACACCUCCUUGCCUUCUCGCACUAUUAUUAUAUCAAACGACAAAAUGGCAGCCCGCCGUCUCAUCUUCUUACUGUCCGCGUUCCUUCCCACCAACCAACAGUUGCCUACGAUUCGCCCUCAAGUUCGUAAUACGUCUGCGUCCUUCUCUCACUCGCCACCAUCUUUCAUUAUUCCGAUUCUAAAGGAAGAAUCACUUCGUCGAAAGAUUAAUCGUAGACCUGCCGCGCCUCGGGGAGCUUCCCACCAGCGAAGUUUCAGUAUACAGUCACAGGCUACCACGAGGUCUGCUAUCGGCAUCCCUGCACAACUAGAUCAUUUGAGCAUGGAUGCUCUCCACGGUAGGCGGCCUUCAGAUGCCACAUUGUUCAAGCCUACGGCAUUAUCGAGCCAUGGCAGUGAUGCGACUACCCGGAAAAGCAGCGCGGCCACAACCAACACUAUAGUUCCAGACGCUGCCGUCCCGCAUUUUGCCAGCAUCCACAGGACCAAUACUCGCCGCAGUCAUAGACCGGGUAGCAGCGGAAGCAUGGCAGCCGAUGAUUUGAAACGAACACUCAGGAGAGGUGAUAGUGUGGGACAAACUAGUAAUGUCAGUACAGAGUCUCAACGUCGCAGCUCGAAUUGGGGCAGUGUCAUCAGCGGCCUCUGGAGCGCUAGACGACGGGAAUCGAGCACCAGCACGACGCAUACACUCGAUUUUCCGUUGAGUCACGAUGGCCCUCUAGCUUCACCGGUUAGACCCCUCGGCAGAAAGGACAAACUUUCUGAAAUGGUUAGCGAAGAAUGUGCAGUGGAAACUCCGACAAAGGACGAGUUCGAUGGUCCUUUAGACAACGUGGAGGGACAGGUGACCCAUCCAGAUACUCCACGUACGCUUGAGCGAAGAGGGCAAAUGGCGCAAGACAUCGUGAAAAGGACCCCAGAUCCCUUGGGUGCCUUUGAAAGUCCUGUCAAGACUUCCAUUAGUGCUGACGAUGGGAUUAUCGACGUCGAUGUCCCCUUCCCGGAUUAUCUCACGUCAUUUACUGAAUCGGCAAUUAGUUCACCAUCCAGUAGUGGCUAUCUUUCUACUCCUGGCCUUGGGGCCGGUGGUGUCGAUAGCUUUGAGCAUUUUUCUCGAGUCGCUGUUGACGGCGAAGCUCCGCUGAAUGUCGCAGGAUGGCUACAGCAGUUCCAUCCAGAUUUCGCACUGCAGGCUGUUCAACCGCAACCAGAUCUGUUGGAAAAGAUCAAAGAAUCCCUUAAAGCGGAGCCAACGCCCUCAUACCAUGUUCAUCAACUACCAAUAGAAUGGCCUACAGAGCAAUGGGUAGAUGUGAGCAGUGCGAUUGUCGCUGAUACCACGACUUUUACGAUCAAGCGAAUUCGAUUUCGCCGACUCGUGAAGCCGAAAAUGCCUGCUAAUAGGGGUGGCAUCCAAAAUCAUUCGAGCUCUACCAACCCUUAUAGCUCUUCUAUUAUGACGCCAGCUCUGUCGCCUUACGAGCAACCGCUCGAAGAGAGCAUGGAGGAGGAAACGCUCUACACCUGGGACGAGGCUUUGAUCGACGCCGUUGAGAAGGUCACUGCACAUAUGGUGCUGGGCAGCCAGGAUAGUUCCACGACGAAUUCCUCGAGAUCUGUUAGCAAAAGACGAGAACGAAGCGACAGUGAUGCUUCUGAGUCGGAGCUACCCAAACUUACCGCGAGCCAUGCCGAUAUUCCAGAGGUACCGCGCGCCGAAUGCAAGACUGUGGUUCUCUCCGCCCUUGAGAACAUUGUCCAGGAGGUGGUUGACCAACGGGAAAAAGAGAACCACACGCCUGGCAACAAAGCGGAACGUACUCAAGCAGCCCUUUGCACUGUUCAGGGUAGCGGUGUUGAGCAGCACAAUCUGCAGGUUGUUCGACUUUGA